This is a messenger RNA of Cicer arietinum (chickpea), 794 nucleotides long. RefSeq lists its product as uncharacterized. NCBI's taxonomy places the organism in Eukaryota, Viridiplantae, Streptophyta, Magnoliopsida, Fabales, Fabaceae. The record is from RefSeq and is a predicted model, not a curated record.
UCUGAUGGAUCUGGCAAGAUUCUGAAUAUGAACUUAAAAGGGACACACUUCAAAACAAUGAUGAUGAAGCUGAACAAUCGGUGGUUAAAGCAAUAACUGUGAAUUUUUUUGUUUUGUUACAAAAGACAAAUCAGCCAGAAUGAAAUCAGAGAUCGAAGUUGUUGAAGAAGCAGAAAGAUGGAUGAGAAAGUAAAAGGAGAACGAUGGAGCGGAGCGAUGACGAAUCUAUCCGAGAUGGGCGCAAAUCUCGAAUCUCUCCAGAAGAUUCUCCUCACCAAAGCCGUCUUCGUCGACGACGAUACUUUCGCUAAAGCCUCUCUCGCCGCCGAUCAAGCCCGCACCAUUAAACUCCUCGAACAACGAGUCCACACUUUAGAAAGAGAACUCGACGCCGCCAUUUCGGCCGCCGCUCGUGCCCGUUCCGAAAAACGACAAGCCGAAUCAUCACAGAAAUCCGCUGAGUUACGCGCUCAAGAAGUCACCAAAGAGCUCGAAAACACCACAAAGGUGUUUGAGCUGCAUAUGGAAGAAUUGCGUUCAAAGCAAGAAGAAAUCACAAAGCGUGAUAACGAUAUCAAACUUUUGGAAGCUAUUAUUCAAACACUUGGAGGAAAAGAAUCAAUAUCUACAUCUUUGUAAAACACUAAAACCUAAUAUUGUUCUCAGUUUGAUUUGUUUCUAUGUAAAUUGAGUUAUUAUAGUUCUAGUAAGUAAAGAUAACAAUUAUCUUAAACACAGUAAUAGAUUUUACUUUUCCUAUAUGAAUAUGAAUUUGAAUAUUCUUGGAUUAUUUA